AUGACGAUAAUGGAAAAACAAAUGAAAGAAAAGAGACAUUCAAAUUCAUUAUUAGAAAAUGUUAAAAUUCGUGACUUCGUGGAUGAAGAUGGUGAGGAUAUCCGGCGAAUUUAUGCCGAUUCAAUGCUAAGCAACGUUCCAUAUGCCCUCAGCUCUACCAUGCAACAUCGUCAUAUCCUAUGUCUGUGGAUUGGACUAACGUAUUUCACCGUAAAAAACCAUAGUGCCUCUCGUAUAACGUUGAUGAUAAUCGUAUUCAUCGGAUGGGGGAUUUUCUUGUACGUAAAUGCCAAUCGGUUCAUAACCAACUUAAUUUCGUAUGAAACCCGGCAAGUUAUCCUUCGAGAACUGUCCAAAGUUAAAGAAUAUUAUAGUACGAAACCUCAAUCGUUAUAUAAUGUGGUCACCACAAAACCGGAAAAGCAACAUAAGGACCAUUCAUCUAUCAUUGAUUCACACUCAGUUUAUGGAGAACUACUUCCAUUCAAGUUCAAUGAUCAAAUCUCAAAAUUUUGGGUGGCGGUUGAUAAAAGAUCGGGGAAUCGAGUGAUCGGAUUCUUGGCUUUAAGGGACGAUGAAACAAAACGAAGAAAAAUCCAGGAACAUGAGCCACAAAUAAAAUAUUUGUGUGUCGACACAAAUUACAUGAGACAAGGCGUAGCCACUUUAUUGAUGCAGCAUGCUAUAAAAUUCGCUUAUAAGAGAAAGGUGAUGAGAAUUGGUGUGACAGCCUCCACAUGGCAUGAACCGGCAGCAGAGAUGUUCUAUCGAUUUGGUUUUAGAGAGGUUAUGCGAGAAGCUAUAAACUAUGGAUUAGCUGAAAAGGUAAAGCUUUCUCUGGAUGUGGAAUCGUGGAUUAGGUACCGCAAAGCCCGCAAAUUAUGUUCUUCCUAA
Acaulospora morrowiae is the source of this 894-nucleotide messenger RNA. The record is from the annotation of a GenBank genome assembly. Lineage: Eukaryota; Fungi; Glomeromycota; Glomeromycetes; Diversisporales; Acaulosporaceae.